AUGUCUAUUCUUGUCACUCUCAUACUCUGGUUACUUUGGUGGGACGACAAUUCGACACAACCUGUAGGAGAUCAGGUGCAGGACACCUUUACUUGUUCUUCGAAUGACGGAAAGAAAUCAGAUAAAGAAACGCAAUCACCAGUACUGAAAAUUUUCAAAGAUAUUAUGCAGAAGGAGAACACGAUUAUUUACGAUUUUUUUAGUGAUCCAGAAAAAGUUACCUUAUUGAAAGACAAGCAAAGAGACAAAAAGAAGAAGACGUACUCUGGAUCCCGUUCUAAAUCUGAUCAAUUGCAGAGAUCUUACGACUCUAGCAGUACUGACAGAUACAAAAGUAGACAAACUAAAAUAACUGUUCAAGACAUUCAAGAGGACAGAGAUGAGGUGUUCAAUGACAGAUCUAGAAGUCAAGGUGAUCCUCAAAAAAAGAAGAACGCCGAAGAUACUCGUUCAUGUGUGUCUUGCGCAUUAAAGAAGAUUAUCAGUUCAGAGUACACUUGUAUCGCGUGUCUCUUUCUGCUCUUCUCGAUAUCGGUUGUUAUUAUUUUCAUUAUGGUAUUCAAGAUGCCGGACACAGGUACCUGUGAUAAUAAAAAAGCUUCAGCGAUAAAAGAAAAGCGACAGCUUACAGAAAGCUACGGAUAUCCCUUUUAUACUGAGAGAAACAAGUGGGAGAAUGAAAUAACAAGCCAUCUAAACUACGCUGGCGACAUGGGGUCGGAAUACGCUAAUGACGGUAGUAAAGGAUCAAACAUUUUAGAUGACCUAGAAAGUGGACUCAGUGGAGAUUUAGCUCAUAUUUUAGAAAAGGAAAAAAAUUCAGAAGGUCAAAACAAUUUUUUUAAAAAGCUCAUUCAAACUGACUCUCAAAUAAGAAAACUAAAACAAGCCAUUAAUUACAAUUAUCCAAACGACAAAACCUUUACAGAGAGAUACAAGCGAGACCUAAAAAAUACAGAAAGAGAAGGCAUUCACACUCCUUCAAAACCACAGAUUAAUAUAGAUGCUAAACAAAAAAGAUCUCCAAAACCUAACAAUAUAACAGGUUUCAUUAUUAGAAAAGAGAAAAUAUUGAUAAAAUAUGAACCAGAUAAGCCGAAUUUUCCAAAAUGGUCACAUAAUCAUGAACUAAAAUCUCACGAAAAGAAAUUGAAACAAUCUUUUCAUAAAAACAAUCAAAUGACCAUUAAACAAAAAUCUGAUAAAAAUGCGUUUAAUAAAGUGCUAAGAGCUGAAGAAAAUAUAGGAAAAGCUAAAAUAAAAGCAAAUGAUGUCAAGAAAGAAUUCACUAUGCUUGAUUAUAAAGUGUACGCUGAUAAUGCUAAUAGCAAGCUAGAAACUAAAUUAGAGACAGCUACAAAUGAUAAUAUUAAUGAAAUGAGAAACUUAGAUUAUGAUAUGAAUCAUUUGCUAUCGACCACUCCAAUGUAUGACGUUACACUAUCUGUGUCGACAUUUAUAAAUCCUUUAAACACGCCUGAGUCUAAACCAAGUAAGCCAGAAUGUCGUCCUGGAUAUCGUCAGCUAAUGCAAAUUGAUGAAGAGAAAGAAGAAAUAAGCUACGAGGAUUUAAAGGAAGUGCUUAAUGAUGAUCAACACGAUCGUGACGAUUCAGAUAGACAAGUGGAACGAAAGAAGCGUGAUAAUGAACAAGGACUGGAUAUCUUAAAAUAUCAAAAUCCGUACAGUACCGGCAAUCCGAGUAAUAAACAUAAUCCUAAUUGGAAAGGACCAAUGCCAUUGUAUCCAGAUGAAUUAAAUGCUAUGAUUAAGCAGGCAGCUUUACAAAACGUAAACAUGCAAGUUCCAGUCAACACAAAAGAUACUAAAGUAGAAAAAGAUAGAGAUGAAAAAGAAAUCAGUGAUACAGAUUAUAUAGAAGAUUAUGUUGAUAAUAAAUAUAAUAAAAUGGUGAAAAUGGCUCAAGCGUAUAGUGAUUAUGGGGUUGUCUAUGGAAAAAAUGAUAAUAAUAAUAACAUAAAAGAUAAAAGUAAUGGACCAGAUCAAAAAUUUAAAUUUUUAUUUGAUAAACAGAAACUUGUUAAUAGGUUUUUUAGAAAACCAGAUAAAGUUACGUUAAAAGACGUUAAUAAAUAUGAAACCGUAUCAGACGAAGCACCUGAAGAGCAACUAUUCAUAAAAGGAUUAGGAAAACAUGUAAAAAUAUUAAGAAAACCAAAUCGAUACCAAAACACGUUGCAUUUUAACAAUCUUGAGAAUAAACAAGUGUAUACUCCUAACCACAUAAGUUUACCUAAGGAUAUCAAUACUCAUACGAUGACUUCAGAUAAGAACGAUGCAAAUGACUACAAUUUAAAAAGAGUUUUAAGAUCUCUCAAAUCAAUAGAAAUAGAUGGAAAAUCUAAUGUUACUCCUAUUAAUAGUAUCGAUAAUAAUUCUAAAUCGAAUCUAACUAGUGGUAUAGUGGAUUUUUUGUCCUUGAUGUCAGAUUGGUUCAGCACUUUGGCUGGUUUGUCGGGAGAAAAAGAAAUAGAUUCUUUAAAAAAUGUUAUUGAAAAUGGAAGUCAUGCAUUAUCGAACGCAACUGGUAUAAUAAGAAACCGCACCUUAAAAGAUAUAGAUUUCUCAUAUCCUUCUUAUGAUUUUGAUAUGGUAAAUAAUAUAAAUCAUAAAUCAAGAGUUUUAAUGUCAGUAAAAGAUAAUAACGAAUUUAAUAAAAAUUCUGUGAAAAACAUUAAUGCUAGUAUUAGUGAUGCAGAAAAAGUAAAUUCGACAGACUUUGAUUACUCAAUGACACUAGCUUUAGUUUUAGCAGAAAAUAUGAGAAAUUUACCUAAAGAAAAUAAGUCUAUAACAGUAAAAAUAGAAAGUGAUGAUGAAAAUAAAACUAUAGUCAAAAGAAGUCCUGAUAAUAAAGUAUUUUGGAACGAUUUAUAUGACAGCGACGAGUAUGGUGUGCGAAUGGACUAUUUAGAUGGUGCUAGAAAUAAACACUCGAUAAAUAAAAACGUCAUACAAAAAUCCAAAGACUGGCUCAAAAAAAAAUUAAAUAAUAUGAAUGGUAAGAUAAAAGAUAAAUUUAGAAAGGACAAAGGUGUACCUAAUAAGAUAAAAACAACGAAAUGUAAUGAAUGUACUCGUAAAACUACCAAAAAGCGUCCUGUGAGACAGUCUGAUAACAAUGAAGAUAACGAUAUAAAGAAAACAUUUGCAAUGCUCACUGCUAAUAUGAAGAAAGUGUGCCAAAAAGUUGCUAGAGAUCUAGAAAGUUCAAGACACAUUGGUGUUAGAGAAGAGGACAAAGAAGAUACGGCAGCAACAUCCUUAAUGCAGCAACUAGUUCGACUCAUGGCUGACUUAGUUGAUAUUCAAGUGCAACAGAAGACCUGCGCCAAAUUACCGUCAGAUCUCCACGACUUUUUGGAGUGGUUGACAGUUCCGACCGAUGACAACGUGGAAGUUGACAAUCUGGAUAUGAAGUCUGGAAUUCCUGAUUACGUAACACCUGAAGAUUACUUAAGUAGAUAUGGUAAAUCUACAAAUCCAACCUUGGAUCUUCCAACGUAUAAUGAAGACACCCACCAAGACGAUCGGACGGAGUGUUUGGGAAUUAUACGAUCUGUUCAAGAUUUAAUACAGCGGUAUGAAGAAAUGACGGAUGAGGAUAAAAGUAAAAUGACUGGUAUAAGAGAGUAUCUAGAAAACCAACUGGAAUUCUUAAAUAAAAAAUUAAGUGUUGUAAGUGGGAAUAAUGUGAGUAAUGCCACCGUUAUAAAAUCUAUUCAAAAUUUUUAUUUAAAUUUUAUACGCGACCACCAGUUU
This is a messenger RNA of Brenthis ino (lesser marbled fritillary), 3783 nucleotides long. NCBI's taxonomy places the organism in Eukaryota, Metazoa, Arthropoda, Insecta, Lepidoptera, Nymphalidae. The record is from the annotation of a GenBank genome assembly.